This is a messenger RNA of Paramuricea clavata, 3512 nucleotides long. The record is from the annotation of a GenBank genome assembly. NCBI's taxonomy places the organism in Eukaryota, Metazoa, Cnidaria, Anthozoa, Malacalcyonacea, Plexauridae.
AUGCAAACGAAAGGUUUAUACAAAGCGCUUCUCGGGAAAGAAGUCGCACCGGAAGAGAUAGCACCGCUAGCAGGGGAUGCUUCAGACGAGCAGAAGGCCGAAUGGGAGGCAAAAGUUCAACAAAGAAAUAAACAAAUCGAAGAAAUUGAAGAAAGAAAUAAUACGGUAUGGUGUCAUAUUGCUUUAGCCCUCGACAAUAAUAGUCUUUUAUAUAUAAGACAUGAUUGCCUGUCAUCAGAUGGUGUUGGGGACGGGGCAAAGGCGUGGCGUUUGCUACAACAGAGAUAUUCCCACGUGGAAAAGCCAACUGUAGUAAGUCUAGUUCGUCAAAUUUCUCGAUUACAGUUAAAAGAAAAUGAAAAAUUAUCCGAAUAUUUUAUACGAGCGCAAGAAUUAAUGUCUCGAUUGACCGAAGCUGGUGAAAAGAUAUCAGAAACACUAUUCAAUGCCUUAGUUAUAAACGGACUUCCAGAGAAAUAUGAGCACUUCAUCGUACAGGAAAGUUUUAAUCCUGCAGCUAAUUUCACCGAAUUACGAACACGUUUACAAAAUUAUGAUGAUAGUCGACUACAAAGAAAUCAAGCAAAAGAAGAUAGUGCAACAGCUAUGUAUUCUGGAAGUACGUCAGGAAGAAACAAAGGUCCAAGCAAGCCGAAGGGAGAUUGUUUUGUAUGCGGAAACUCUGGACAUUUCGCCAAGCAAUGUAGUAAAAGAAGUUCAGCUUACUGCUCAAAGUGCAAGAAAAAGGGACAUUUACCAAAAGCAUGCAGAGGUUCAAGUAAACCUGAUAAAUCCACAAAAGAACCCAACUCAUUUGCAUCAUAUUCUCAAUGUAUGAACAGUGGUACUGAAACAAGCAGUGGUACUGGCAAACCAAACCAUCUCAUCGAUACUGGUUGUACUGAUCACAUCAUUAGCCAAAAGGAACUGUUUGAAAACUUACAACCUUGCAGCAUCAAAAAUGUUAAAGAUCCAAAGGGAAAUUUUACUCCUGUUGAAGGAAUUGGUGAUGUACCAGUAAAGCUUCAUCUGAAAAAUGGAAAAGAGGAAGAAAUGGUUCUACGAAACGUACUUUAUGUGCCAAUUAUGAAGUGAACCUGCUUUCUGUCAAUCGAUCCGUCAGAUUUGGACACAAAUUCGUAUUUAAUAAAAGUGAAGCAAAGUUAAGAUUAAAUCAUGGUCCACAAGUCGAUCUCACUGAAGACAGUGGUUUAUUUUAUCUGGGGCCGGUUGUACGAAAGGUGGAUAAAUCGCUAUCCGGCGGAUAAGUCCCUAUCCAGCGGAUAAAUUUUAUCCGGAGUGAAAAUCGCGUUGUACGAAGCUUGGAUAGCGCUAUCCAACGGAUAAAAUGCACUAUCCGUUGGAUAAAUUUAUCCGAGGUCCGGAGGUAGUUUAAAUCCACUAUCCGGCGGAUAAACUCAAAGUUUGAAGACAAAACAAUGUGUAUUUCAUUUAAAAAGGAUUGCUAUUGUGAUAGAAAUGGACAAAUACCGUUUGGAAGUCCCUUUCUUGACACUAUUAAAUAAACAUGGAAACUUACUUAUGACUUCUCUUGCUCUUGACGUACCGAGCUCACUUUGAGUCACUUGCCCAUUAAAUAAUGCCAUGCCUUUGCCAUAUUUUAUGCAGACCUGUGUCAGUGCUUAGACGUUACGUUUUCUGGCUUUUGUCCUUUUUUUCUGUUAAAUAGCUCGAAAACAAGCAAUAAAACUUUCAUUAAAUGAGUUCCCUUCAACGCCAAACAAAUAUAGCUGCAUAUAAAUAGACAACAAGGCACCGAAAAAUUUUGUUCGCUGGCCUUGAUCAGCCAAUCAAAUCUUGCGAGAAAAUGUUCUUAAAAUUGUUUUGAAUGACGUGAAAGGUCAAAGAACAAAUAUUCGGACAGUAUAUAAAAUAAAACUGAAUCAACGUACUGAAACAAGAAAACAAAACUCGCAGUCUUUGCUAUUGCCUUCGCAUAAAGAAGCCAAAAAUCUUUUAAAGAAAUAUCGAUAAGUAGAUAGCAAACUCUUCACUGUGGGAAAACGAAGUAUUGCAACGAUUGGACGAGAAAAACUCCAAAAUAUAAACAUGAACAAAAAAACUUUAUUGCAAGUUGAUAGUUCAAAGGUUAGUGGAAUUCACAAGUUAUACGAAGAUACUACAACAAAAGUUUACAAAUACCUAGCAACAGUUGACGUAGAGAUAAGAAAUUUCAGGAAAAUCCGGUUUUCUCCGGUUAAAAUUAAGGUUAUCCGACGGAUAGCUAUCCACCCUGCUAUCCGUGCUUCGUACAACGCAUUUUUAUUCGGCAGAUAGCUAUCCAUUAGAUAGGAGAUUUAUCCAUUGGAUAUGACUUAUCCACUGGAUAACUUAUCCACCUUUCGUACAACCGGCCCCUGAAGAUUAUCUUUCAAAGGUCCAGUGCAUGUCAUUCUACCACUUACAACACAAGUAAAGCAGCAAUCAAAGGAGGUAUUAAUCUGUGGCACCAAAGGCUCGGACACUUAAACAAGGAUGACGUCAAACGCACCAUUGGCUGUGAAGAUAAUUUGAAGGAAGUAUGCGAAACGUGUGCACUUGGAAAGCAAUCUAGUAAACCUGUACCGAAAGAAACGCAGAACAAGUCGCAGAAAGCUCUCGAACUCGUUUUCUCAGAUAUACUCGGUCCAUUUGAAGUACCUAGCCUCAGUGGAUCCAGAUAUGCGAUUACAUUUAUCGACGAAUACUCGAAACAUUCCAUCGUAAAGUUUAUGAGCAAGAAAUCCCAAGCUUUUGAAAAAUUUAAAAAGUAUGUAGCUGAAUAUGGAACACCUCAAAGACUGAGAACUGACAAUGGAGCUGAAUACACAUCGAAGCAAUUCAAGGAUUACUGCAGAGACUCAAAAAUAAAGCAAGAAUUUACUGUUCCAGAACGCUUCAAUCGAACUGUAGUUGAAAUGGGACGGUCUCUGUUAAUCCAAGCCAAGUUACCAAAGUGCUACUGGGUAAGUUCACAAGCAGCUCACAUACGAAAUCUUACAGUAACUGCCAAUAGCAACCAUGGAAAGAGUCCUUUUGAACUCUUUACCGGAAAACCACCAAGGCGCAACCACCUACGAGUUUUUGGCUGCACGGCAUAUGUUAUGAAAAGAAAGAUCAACAUGAAGAAGCUGGAUUCGAGAUCGGUGAAAGCCAAAUUUAUCGGUUAUGAUGACAAAAGCACAGCCUACAUCUUGCAAGAAUUCGACUCAAAAAAGAUCAUCAAAGCACGUAAUGUCAUCUUCAAAGAGAACGAAAUCCAGUCAUUCUCAGCCAGAGAAACGAUGAGUCCGGACAACCCAAACCUUGUGAGUCCCAACAUGGAUUUUGAAGAUGAACGCUCGAAUGACGAAGGCACAAAGAUACCGGUCCAAGCUAGAGUGGGGGGAAAUGAUAAGACACCUGUUGUUCAAAAUCCACAUCAAGUCGAAGAAAACCCUGAGGAAGACGAAGUCGCACUCCCCAGAGAAAGCAGAAAUCGUCGCCCCCCGGAACGAUAUGGAUUACCCUAG